AUGGAAGCCAACAACCGUAGCGUGGUAAAGGCCUUCAUCAUCCUGGGCUUCUCCAGCAUGCCACAUCUCCAGGCCUUGUUCUUCAUCUUGAUCCUGGCUACCUAUGUCCUGACAGUGACUGCCAAUCUGGUCAUUAUCUCAGUGGUGAAGGCCAACCAACACCUGCACCGCCCCAUGUAUUAUUUCCUGUGCAGCUUCUCCUUUCUGGAGAUCUUAUGUACCACCUCCACUGCGCCCAAGAUGCUGGAGAGCUUAGUUGAAGUUAGGAGUACUAUCUCUGUGGCUGGCUGCAUAACCCAGCUCUACCUUUUCUUCGCCCUGGGCUCCACCCAGUGUUUCCUCCUCGCCAUCAUGGCUUACGACCGCUACCUGGCCAUCUGUCACCCACUGAGGUACCCGGCCAUCAUGACCAUGUGGAUCUGCACCCGACUGAUAAGGGUGGUCUUGCUGGGUGGCUUCCUAGCCCCCUUGCUGCCCAUUAUCUUCAUCUCCCGGCUCUCAUUUUGUGGGACUGAGGAGAUCCAACACUACUUCUGUGAUGCGGGGCCCUUGCUGAGGCGGUCCUGUGACGACGCCUCCCUCAGCUCCACCCUGGUCUCGGUGCUGGCCUCCUCUGUCAUCCUCAGCACCUGUCUGCUCACCAUAAUCUCCUACGGGCACAUCAUUGUCACUAUCCUGUGCAUCCCCUCAACAACAGGGAGGCAGAAGGCUUUCUCCACCUGUGCCUCACACCUGGCUGUGGUGGUGGUCUACUACGGCACGGCCAUCUUCAUUUAUGUCCGGCCCAUCUCCCGCUCCUCCUCAGAGCUGGACAAGGUGGUGUCGUUCUUCUACGUUGUGAUCACUCCACUCCUCAACCCCAUGAUUUACAGCCUGAGGAACAAGGAGGUGAAGGAUGCCCUGAAGAAGGGGCUGACAAAGAACACAGUCUUCCCCAAGAGCUGGCGGGCCUUCAGCAUGGUGUGUGGGUAG
This is a messenger RNA of Mauremys mutica (yellowpond turtle), 972 nucleotides long. RefSeq names its product olfactory receptor 6B2-like. Gene Ontology annotation, biological process: G protein-coupled receptor signaling pathway. Lineage: Eukaryota; Metazoa; Chordata; Testudines; Geoemydidae. The coding region runs from base 1 to 972 and encodes 323 amino acids. The record is from RefSeq and is a predicted model, not a curated record. Gene Ontology annotation, cellular component: membrane. Gene Ontology annotation, molecular function: olfactory receptor activity; G protein-coupled receptor activity. The transcript has a single exon.